UUCGAAGUCCAAUUAUUACCGAAAUUCAAUUAGAAUGUUUAUUAUUGUUGAAAUGAACAAUUAUGGUGUGACAAUCUAAAAGUAAAAACUCACAGCUUGCAUUUUAAUUUUUUGAUGUGUUAUUCGUGAUGAGUGAAUACAAGAAUCAUGAGUGAGAAUAUCAAACUUGCCAUUGUUGGUCAUGUGACAUCCACAAGUGAUGUGGUUGACAACAAAGGCAAUAAUACUCCAGUGUUAUCUCCAAUUACUCCCGUUGAAGUACUCUAUGAAUCAGUUCAAUUGAGGACCGAAUCAUCUGAAAAACUUGUGGAUGGACAAAUUGUGACAUCUAAUGAUGAUUCCAACAAUGGCGUCCAAUCCAUUUAUGAAGAUCUAUGGUCAUUUUCUAAUGCUGAGAAUGGCAUACAGAAUCCUCCAAACACAGGAAGUGAAACAACAAAUAAUAAUGACGAUUCAAUUUAUGACACCGUUGAAUCAGUUAUAUUGCGCUCAGAAACCCAUUCUGCGAAAAUCAUUACUGUUGAAGAGCCAGCAUCAGCUUAUGAUGAAGUCAUAAUUAAUGAUGGUCGCUUUAUCAUACCGUCAAGUCAUUGGGAGAGUGACUCCGAUGCAUUAGAGUCUGAUUUUGACGAUGAUUUAGAGGCUCCGAAGUAUUUUGGUGAAAAUUUAGAGGAGCUGUACGAGAAUUUGGAGAGCAGGAAGCUUUCUUCACUUGGACCACGUACGUUGUCCUUUGAUACGGUAUACGACGAAAAACACUCAAAUCAUCUAAAGGAAUCCUAAAAUCCUGCAUUCCAUUUUCAAGAAAUUCCAAGUCAGCAGACAAGUACCUUGAUGAAGAAGACACCCCACUUUACGUUGAUCCAAAUAUUUUGGGCGAAAAAAUGCCAGUUAUGCCACCAUUGUCCUUGGACUUUUCUGUUGAAGAGGCUGAACGCUAUAAAAUAGUAGAGAUAAUCGUGAAAACUGAAGCAACAUAUAAAGAAUGCUUAGACAAUCUUGUUCAGAUCGAAGAAGAAGCAAGAAAUAGAAAACUCUUGGAUGAGAGUUCGCUUGAUAAAAUAUUUUGCUCUAUUCAAAGCAUCUACCAAAGUCACGAAAUGUUUAAUUUCGUAUUGGCGUCACGUCUCAACGAAUGGACAGUUCAUGGAAAGUUGGGUGAUAUUAUCUGUGCCUCGUUUUCAAAAUCAACGACGACAAUGGCGUACACAGACUUUGUGAAUAAUUUUCUCGACGCCAUAGAAACUUUUAAAAGUGCUUGCAAGAACUGCCAUAUUUUUCAUCAAUAUAUUCAGGUUCGAAUAAGCACUAUAAAACCAGAAACAACUUUCCAUGAACUUAUGAUCAAACCGUUCGAAAGGUUUCUAGAAUUUAUUCACUUAAUCCAGGAUCUUCUAGAAGUAACGCCUGUUGGUCACGUGGAUCGAGUACCACUACAGCUUGCUUUGACACAAGUUGAAGUGUUAGCUGAGUUGAUAAACGCCCGUCGCAAAGAGAGUGAAAUGAAAUGUCAACUUAAGUAUAUUGACACCCAGAUCAGCCAGUAUAGCCAGCCAUUGUGCUCAUCUGGAAGAGCUUUCAUUCGUCAAGACGACAUGGUUCAUUGUUUAGUCGAUGGCGUUUCUGUCGUUGGAACCAAAAAACUUCGAUUAAUAUUGCUAUCUGACAUGUUGCUGUGUUUGACUCCCAUUGGAAAGAAGAAGCGCAUCAUGUCAGGACUGAUUAACUCGUCGAAGAAUGCGUACAAGUUAAAAUGGAAUGUACCGUUGUCUGACAUCCAAUUUGUUGAAUAUGGUACAGGUGUAGAUGUUGCUGCGGGUAAAUAUGGUACAACAACAACUUAUUCUGACCAAGGUAAAUACCGUCAGGCUUCGGCUAAAAUACAAAAUCAAAUCGAGAAUCUUCAACAUGACCUUGCUAUUAUCGGUCAGAUUUCUGGCCUUGCAUCUUCGCUUAAAGGAAAACACCAGCUUUUAGAUCAAGAAAAAGUGGAGCGAUGGUACAAAUCCGUUCAAAAUAGCAUCGCUGAAGAGUUGAAAACCAUCAAUAUGUUUUGGUUGGAGUUGUCAUUGCCAACGAAAUCUGGUCAGCAAAAUUAUGUUUUUAAUCUUCCUUCACCAUCCUUAAAAGAAGAAUGGGAAGAUGAUGCAAUGAAUGCCAAACUUGCUUUAGAGUCGCGAAAUAACCCUGGAUGGUAUUUACCUGAAAAUGACAUUACGUGUGGUCUUUCCAUCCUCAGACGUAACAUGCCACUUUUGGCCGAAUUUUAUGAUUUGUUCAACCUCAAUAGCAAGUCUCGGGUUGAGCACAUGAUCACUUUUCCUGUGGAUACCUCUCCAUUGAUCACAGGGAUCCCGCGUGUAUUUGAUCAUUUCGUGUGGAUCAGCGCUCGUGGAGAGUUGCAGGGUCACGUGUCCGUUGUCCGUUUUGAGAGAAAAAAUUACACGCCCUCUUACGUGGAAUCGUUCAAUGCAUGUUCGGGAAUAGUGUACUCUAUUGCUUACAUACCUGCCAUGAACUCGAGGUCUGAUCAAACCAUCGAUAAAUACAAUACAAAAUAUGGCUUUCCUUUUCCGACUCUUUGGCUUGGCAGUCAGUCUAGCAAGAUUUAUAUUUACAACGCUGAUUGUGACGACCGAAGUAAGCCGUUGAUGGAACUUAAGAUGAGAGAUGCACCUCUUAUAAUGAAGUAUGCGAUGAAGAAAAUCUAUGUGGGUUUGGCAAAUGGAACUCUGGCAAUAUUUCGAUCGAAUACAAGUGAUCAUUGGAAUCUUGUUCAACCCUCCAUACUUCCUCUUGGUCGUUACCCAGUUGCCAUCAUAGCUGACGUCAAAGACAAGUUGUGGUGUGGUAGUGGCAGUCAGAUUUAUGUCGUCAGCAAAAGAGGCGAUCGAAUUCAGCGCAUCAUAGCCGUGGAUGCGAACAUGAAGAAUCUAGUGAAACAUAUUGUGACGUAUGGAGUAGGGGUUUGGGUUAGUGUAUGGAAAAAACCCACGAUUAGGCUGUAUCAUGCUGAAACCUGCGAUAUGUUGCAAGAGGUGAAUGUCAUAUCGCCCAUAACAAAGAUGCGAAAUGAUGUGGACAGUCAAGUACAAUAUAUUUCAAUGGAAAAGAUCAGUGUGACGGCUUUACUCUGUAUUCCCGGCUUCCUGUGGGUAGGUACAAGUGUUGGUCUUAUCCUUCUAUUUCCGCUGCCAAAAAUGCAGGGUGUUCCCCGUGUCAUUGGUCGUGCCUGCGUAUCUUUCCAUGCACACUGUGGUCCAGUCCGUAGUCUGCUUGCCAUGCCUCAGGGAAUGGUUGAAAAUGAGACCAAAAUUAAAGACGUGAUUUCCGAAGAAGAAGACCCGAAGGAAGUUGACAGAAAAUUUUCGAUGCUCGCUGACAGUGAAGAGUCUGUGGAAAGUGAUGAAGAAUUUUAUUUUGUCGACGAUAAAAAUAUACAAUCAACUAAGGAAGUGAAAAAACCUGAUACUAACCGGAAGCGUGGGUCACCAAAAUUGACGUUGCCUGAUAAAAACACCACCGAAGGUAUUUCUGGAACAGAUGGCAAGGAUUCAGAGAACUUUACUAUCACUAAACCAAAUGAUUUUGCUAAAAUAAUGUCUUCCUUUGAUGGAUUCAAUAACAACUUGCAGACAAAGGACAAAUCCAACACUGUUCGUUCUUAUACGAACAGACUUUUCUCUGUAAGUAGUGGCAAUCAAGUGGAAAAUGUAAAACACCACAAAGAGUCUCGUGAGGAUAAAAAUUCUCUCAUUCCCAAGAAACCUAGCAAUAAAAAUCAGAAUAAUGAUUGUGAAGAAUUAAAUGUCAUCGUUGGUACUGAUUUAGCUUCAGUUCCAGAGCCUGAUGUAAUUUAUGAAAAUUUGAAGAGAGACAACCUUGUCCUCGAUUACCAAAAUGAAAGACAUGCAAGCAAGAAUGAAAUUUCUGUUGAUAAUUUCGACAAUUUAGUAAUAAAUGAUGAAGUAGCAAGCAAUUCAUUCGAGGACCACAUCUAUGUAAAUUAUCCAGUUGGAAAAGACAAUCCCGAUUGCAAUAAGUUUUUAGAAAAACGAGAAAUUGCUCAGGAAGAUAAUGGAACAAGCAAACUAGACAAACUGGAAAAGGAUUCACAAAAUUCGUCCUCUGAAAACGCUUAUGAUGAACAAAGACGCCAACACAUUCAAAGUGGCGGACUUAAUACUGAAGAGGUUUCAUACGUAACUGUGCUUUCACAAUCGGAAAAGCAAAGCGAGGGUGCCUCUUCAAAAAAUGCAAAUGACAUCUCUAUGGAAAGCGAAGUCCGUAAGGAGAUGGAAAAUCAGCUUCCAAACCCCAGAAAUUCCCGUAGUAGGUGCCUGUCACAUCUUGUCGUCAGCGUUGGGGAAGGUCACGUGGACUUAAGACUGAAAGUAAAAUCGAAACAGGAAGUGAAGAAAGUUGGGCCAAGCAUAUUUCUUAUAUGGAGGGUCAACGGUAAAGUAUGAUUCAAAGGAGAAAAAUCUUUCAUAGAAUUCAUGUAGCGUAAAUACACAAAUAUUAGCUAUUUAAUGGUACAAAGUAGUGAUUCAAAUAAUUGAUAGUACAAAGCAUUCACCUAAGCCUUGAAUUGCUACAAAAUGAACGUCGAUGAGACACUCACCUGAACUCUGAAAAAUUUUUGCUGAUAUAUAUUUUUUGUACGUUUCUUAAUUCUUUUUAGGCAUUUUUUUUAUUUCAAUUUUAAUACACAAAAUAAAAUUGAAGAGCUAUGACUUAUUCUUAUUUAAUAGCUUUUCAUAUAACAUCUUAAUAAAAAUCAACAUGUUGCAAUUUAUAAA
Molecule: messenger RNA, 4802 nt
Organism: Xenia sp. Carnegie-2017
Lineage: Eukaryota; Metazoa; Cnidaria; Anthozoa; Malacalcyonacea; Xeniidae
Product: rho guanine nucleotide exchange factor 10-like
Exons: 26
Coding region: 885-4469 (1194 amino acids)
Biological process (GO): positive regulation of stress fiber assembly; actin cytoskeleton organization
Molecular function (GO): guanyl-nucleotide exchange factor activity
Source: RefSeq, a predicted model, not a curated record